CGCGUAUGGCGAAGUCUCCAAAAGUAUUGCAUCAUUACAAGCAGAAACUGUUUUCACGGUACCCAGCAUGUCAUAAACAAGAUUUUAGUCUUCCCUGUACAGAGCCUGGUAACACGCUGCCUGCAACGUGACAACUUAGGAAAGUCACAAUGUAAUUGGUUGGAAGAACUGUAGAAGCAGUUGCCGACAUACUGACGUCGAAUUUGUUGUGAUGUUGAUUAUUUACAUUUGAAGAGCAAGUGCGAAGCAAAAUAGCUGAAGAAAAUUAUUACACUUAAUAGAAUUUCAGAGAGUCUAUAUGUGCCAUUUAUGGUUUCAAGUUUGUUGUUCGCACUUAGUUCAGUUGUUUAUUCGCCAUUGAACGUUAUGAUCUGAUGUGUCAAGGUGUUGAGAGGCAGUAGAUCUGAUAAUUUCGUUCCAAACAUAAUUCAGGAUGCAUUCUAUUGAAGAACUUGGGACAAACGUUCCCGCAUUCCUAGCAAAAUUAUGGAAAAUGGUUGAAGACCCUCAGACGAAUGACCUAAUAAGUUGGAGUUCGACUGGCACAAGUUUCUUUAUACGCGACCAGGCUCGAUUUGCUCGAGAACUGUUACCUUUGUACUAUAAACAUAACAAUAUGGCUAGCUUUGUUCGGCAGUUGAACAUGUAUGGUUUCCAUAAAGUUGUGUCAAUUGAAAGUGGUGGUUUGAAAGUUGAUAAAGACGAAAUGGAAUUUGCACAUCAGUGUUUCCUAAUGGGUCAUCCUUACCUGUUGGAGCACAUUAAAAGGAAGAUACCUGUUAACAAAACAGAAGAUGGCCGUGCGGGAACAAAGCCAGAACUUGUAAAUAAGGUUUUAAAUGAAGUUAAAAAUAUGAAAGGACGUCAGGACACUUUGGAUUCUCAACUUGCUGCAAUGAAAAGAGAAAAUGAAGUUCUGUGGAGGGAAGUGGCUGUAUUAAGACAAAAACACAUGAAACAGCAACAAAUUGUGAACAAGUUAAUUCAGUUCCUCGUAUCAAUGGUGCAGUCAUCACGAAAUGGAGGCAUUGGAGUGAAGAGGCAUUACCCCCUUAUGCUCAAUGAUAUUACAAAUCGACCAAGCAAGUCACCCAAGCUGAGUGAAGACACUUCAGAAAUGAAUUCUGUUACAGAUAAUCACUCUCCUACUGGGCCAGUCAUUCAUGAAUUAGAUCCAACAGAACUGCUGGACGACUGUGGAACAGUUACGGAAGAGGUGCCUAAUAAUGAUUUCCUAGCAUCAAAUCUAUGCAGUGCUGAAAUUGGUGAAGUGCGUAGUCCAGCAUCUCCUGCAGAGAAAACUCAGAACACGAGAAACUCUACAUUGGAAGACCCUGAUGUACUGUUAGAACUGGCUGAAGAAUAUCCAUUAAAUCCAGAAAUUCUGAUAUCAGUUUCUGAAACAGAUAAUUUGACAGAAAAUGCAUCAAAAACACAGAAAUCAAAAGUGAAAAUAGAAAGUUCAAAGGCAAAGAAGCGCAAAAGUAAACUGCUGAAUAAUCUUAAACAUAAAACUGUACCUCAGAAGAAAUAUCAACUUGACAGGUCCGUUACACUGGAGAGAGUUAAUGACAAAGUAAACACCUACGUAUAUGAAAAUAGUGGGAAGACAAUACCAAAAAGUGGAACAGAUGACAUUGAGAUAUCAUUGGUGGCUGCAAAUGAUGCUGCUAUUUCUGCUAUUAGUAAUGCAGCAGCUGCUGCUGCAGCAGUAGGAAAGACUGAGACUGAUACAUUAGGUUCAUCAGAUUGCAAAACAUUUGUUCCAAGUGAGCCUUUGAAUAUUGACAAAGUACCACCAUCCAGUGCUUCAAAUGGAGAAGCGAACUUGACUCUUGCAUGUGCUGGCAACAAUGCAUCUGAGAAUUUUAUUAACAGAGAAGAACUGGACUCCCAUCUGGAUUCAAUGCAGAAUGAUCUGGAUGGUCUGAAGGAGUUACUGAAAGGUGAAGGCUACAGUUUGGAUGCCAACACCCUUCUGGGGGUACGUCAAACCGUGCUUGGCCUUGAAAAAGAUGCCAUGCUAAAGCUAUUUGGAGGAGAUGACCUUAUUUCGUAUGGUAUUCAUCUAGCUCCAGGACCAGAAGGUGAACAAAAACGUAAAGAUAACAAUGUGGCUGAUCCACUCGUUUCAGGAAGUGAGUUAAUGACAUAUCCUGGGGACAUUUUAGACUUUUCUGAUAUGUGCCAGAGUUCAGAGGAAGAAUGGAUUUUACCUGGAUCACCACCAGACUUCCACUUCAAUAGUGGGUCACCUUCAGCCAACACAACUACAGAUCUAGCAACGCCUAGUCCGCAGAGUCUGAACACCCCUAAAAUAUGUCAAUGAAUUUUACUUUCUGCUUGUAAAAUUUGUCUGCCUGGUAUUAUUUAUAGAUUGUGAUCUUAGCUGCUAUACAUUUAACAAAUAUUGUUUUAUAUGUAAACAUACACACAAAUGUAAUGGCAUCUGGAAUAAGCGAUUAUAUUCAGCCAGCUACAAUGUUUACUGGAACAGCUGAGUGUUCUAGGACUGUUAUUGAAACUGUGUUACUUCUGUGCUUUUAAAUGUGCAUUUAAUGUUGUAAUCUAGUUUUGGUAUUGGAUACGGUCAUAGAAAGUGUAAAUAAAAAUAAUUGUAUAAAAAGAAACUCAUACUUCUGGAAGUAACAGAGCUACUACUUGCACAUAUGUAUUUAUGAAAGCUGUUGUAUGACAAUAGCAUGUACAAUUACAUGGGUGAAAACAUGGAUGUUUUUGUAUAAUACAUAUCUUGUUCAUGCGCUUUCACUAAAAUGAAAUUUUGUACACACAUUACUUUUUUAUUUUCAUAAAAUUCUAAUUGGCACAAACUUUUAGCAUUAAUUUCUUCAGUAUAUUGUUAUCCUUCCUUAGAGAAUUAAGUGAAAAUAAUCCGAAGUUUCUAGACCUCUUCUUGUAAUGGAGACUUACACUGUAGCAAAAAUCAUUCAUCAUACUAUGUGUGAGUGUGAAGUAGACAGUAUUCUUUUGUGUUUCAUUGGCCCAGACUGUUAACUUUCCAAAAAAUAUGAGGUACAUUAGGCUUCAUUUAGCCUUCUUUUCUGUGUUUCAUUUUUAAAUGACUGAAGUCUUGUUCAGCAAAGUCAUGAGCAAGGUAUGUCAUCAUUUCAUUCUUCUUACAAGUGACAGUAUCAAGCUGUAGUACUUGUUAUUAACAGGUUCUUAGAAGCUGCUUAUAUGAAUAAUGGGGUCAUAUGAAAUAAGAAUACAUUGUUAUUUGUUAAAUAUUAAGUAAUCUCCUUAUUGUACCUAAAUAUAUGUAAUAUAAUUUCCUGUAUUUGUUUAAUAUAUUUGUAAAAGUAUUUACUAUGUGUUGGGGGGGGGGGGGGGGGCAGCUGCAAUGGAAGUGAGGUCUGUGUCUGUCUGUCUGUGUGUGUGUGUGUGUGUGUGUGUGUGUGUGUGUGUUUUGCUGCAGCUGGUAUGACAGACAGUUUACUGAACACUUGAGAGCAACAAAGUAAGAUACACUAAGAAACUAACAUAGUUUCUUUCAUAUUGAUGAGUUUCAUGCAUUAUGUAGCAAGGUAAUGCAACAUGAUGUGCUGCGUCAACGUUUAUGUAGAAUUGCAUUGGCGGUUAAUUUCCACUCAUUACAUGGAAUCUGAUAAAACAUUUUGUUUUUAUAAUUUGUAACAAAAGUUAUUUUGUAUCAUGGUAUAAAUAUGUUUCACAGAUUUCAUUUAGGACUUGCUUCAUAGUUCAUUUAAGUAACAACAAAUAGUAUCUUAACUCAUAAGCUUUGAAUGUCUCAGGAUCUGAACAUACAUUGAUAUACUGUAUAAAAUCAGCUGUAUAGGGACUAAAUACUGCUCAGUCAAACAAAAAGCAUGAAAGCUAACCAACCCCUCAGAUUAAUGACAAGUGGCACAUGAACAACUUUAAUAGGUCAGAAAACUGCAUAAGCUUUUGAUCCUUCACCCUUCUUAUCUCUCUCUCUCACACACACACACACACACACACACACACACACACACACACACACAGAUCACAUCACACCACACUUUGAAGCUCACAUGGCUGCAGAGUUGUAAAUUUGUGUUUCUCUCUGUUUGAACUAGUAUGUGAAGAGCACAUUGUUAUUAGAAACAGUACAAAAGCUUGUCGUGUUUUCCUCCAGUUAAUAAGAAUGUGUGGGCCACUUUCCAUUCAUCUACAGGUUAGUGGUUGCCUUUCCUCCUUUUUUUCCUGGAAUUUUCAGAUUCAUAAUUUGCUGUUAAUAUUUGCAAAGAGCCAAAAAGUAAAUUUUAUUUUAGCUGCUUAGUGAUUAUUGCUUGAAAGUCUGUUGAUAACAUAAUACUUAAUUUGAUGUUUCAAUUGCGACUUAAAUCUUAUCCAUUACGGUAGGAAUGACCAUGACUGUUGUAAUUCAGAUGAAUAUAAGUAAGGAUUCUGCAUUCAGGCACAAAAAACUUAAUUUAAAUUAUUCUUUAGCAUCCUUAAGUGUUGUCCUUUUUUACAAAAUUAUGCCAUACCAUGUUCUAUUUUUGGAGUUGUUUGGUGUUGCUACACUGGUAAUAAAUGCCUCUAUCCAUUA
This is a messenger RNA of Schistocerca cancellata (South American locust), 4555 nucleotides long. RefSeq names its product heat shock factor protein (gene Hsf). The record is from RefSeq and is a predicted model, not a curated record. Lineage: Eukaryota; Metazoa; Arthropoda; Insecta; Orthoptera; Acrididae. Gene Ontology annotation, molecular function: DNA-binding transcription factor activity; sequence-specific DNA binding. Gene Ontology annotation, biological process: regulation of DNA-templated transcription. Bases 434 to 2329 code for a protein of 631 amino acids. The transcript has 12 exons.